Stereum hirsutum FP-91666 SS1 is the source of this 540-nucleotide messenger RNA. RefSeq lists its product as uncharacterized. Bases 1 to 540 code for a protein of 179 amino acids. The record is from RefSeq and is a predicted model, not a curated record. Lineage: Eukaryota; Fungi; Basidiomycota; Agaricomycetes; Russulales; Stereaceae. The transcript has 2 exons.
AUGUCUGGAGCAAAACCCUUUCGUCUUCCACCAUGUACACCCACACCACGCUCAGAUAUUUUGCCUCCAACAUGCAGUGCCAUAGACAUUUUUCUGAAGCGGGCAAAAUCUCAUCUGCGCGACGCUCAGGCCAUCUUUUCCUCACACCAAGCAGAAAUGGCCCUCCUUGAACGCCUUUACUAUAAAGGCAAAAACCAACAUCGCAUGUCUCUGUUUUGGCAGCGUGUCUGCGAAAUGCGUCGGUAUGGUCGUCGGUUACAAGAUAUGAACGUCACUGGGAUGAUGGAAAACAACCGCGCAAUGUUUUACGGAUUGCAAGCACCUGUUAACUCAAAGCAAUUGAAGGGUGCUUGGACACACUGCCCUACCGCUUCUAGCCUCCACUAUAUAUUGAGACGGCUCGAACUAUCUUUUCAGCUCCUAGACAAGGUACGAAUAUCGACCCAAUCUAGUCAUCCACUCUCUGAUGUUCCCCAGAGUCGUUCUCGUCUACAAGACAUCUACCGGUUCGUCGAUUUGCACAAUAUGACUUUACAUUAA